CGCACACACGCAGCGUGCCCUUGACUUCCUCCUCCGGAGCUGCGCACAGAGGUCAGAGACAGUCGCUGGCUUUCCGAGACGUUGGUGGCGAUGGGUCUCCUGCCGGACGAGGCCAAGUGUCUGCCGCCGCCUGGGCUGGUGAACCGCUACUCGGUCCACCUGGGGCUCGCGGGCUGGGCCACGGCGCUGCUCCACAACGUCUUCAUGCACCGGCCGGCGCUGCGAUCAGGUGUCCACCGGCAGGUGCUGAUGUGCUCGGUGGGCUGGUUCCUGGGCUACCACCUCUCCAAGUACGAGACUUACACCUACGCCAAGCGGGACCGGGUCAUCAGGGAGUACGUGAGGCAGCACCCCGAGCGCUUCCCGCCGCAGGACAAAAAGACUUUGGCGGAGAUCGUGGAGCCCUUCCAUCCCAUCCGCUAGCCGCGAGCCGUAAAUAAUGUAAAUAAUAAAUGUGUUCUGAAGAGACGCCAGUGAGUCUGCGCCAGCUUUUAUUGGGGCUCUGCCGACGUGACGUGACGUGUCCUCUACUCGGAGAAGCCGAUGAUGUCCAUGUAGCGCUGCGUCAGGCUCCGGCUGGCGUCGGUCAGCGUGCUCAUGACGGAGAAGAGUCCUCUCAGGUGGAAGCGGAAGAGCCGCUCGGGGUCCGAGUCCAGCAGCGUCUCCAGCGUCUUGCUCGUGGCGGCCUGCUCCUCCAGAGGCACCAGGCCGCUCUCCACCGUGUUCCUGACGGCCUUCAGCAUCAGGAAGGUGUCGUACAGGUCCCGGCCGGCCUCGGGUUCCGAGCCGGAGCCGUCCCAGGGGACGUCCCUCAGCAGGCUGGGCAGCAGGACCGUCUGCUCCAUGAGGCCGAUGAUGGCGCUGUACCUCUUGAGGGCCAGCGGCAGGCUCUUCCUGUGGACCCUGGCGUCGACCAUGUUGCUGCG
Molecule: messenger RNA, 926 nt
Organism: Synchiropus splendidus (mandarinfish)
Lineage: Eukaryota; Metazoa; Chordata; Actinopteri; Syngnathiformes; Callionymidae
Gene: ndufc2
Product: NADH:ubiquinone oxidoreductase subunit C2
Exons: 3
Coding region: 91-423 (110 amino acids)
Biological process (GO): mitochondrial electron transport, NADH to ubiquinone
Cellular component (GO): mitochondrial inner membrane
Source: RefSeq, a predicted model, not a curated record